AUGCUGGUUCCUGUAGAGUAUAAAGGAGUCAGCAAAUGGGUGAGGGUACCACAGGCGGAGGAUGAGUACAAUUACUCCCAGUUUUUGCAAGCAGGUUCUGCUUCCUUGAGCCUGAAGGAUUCCUCUAAUGUGGAAGUGGAUUCAGACAUAUUUGAUGAACUCUUGAAGUCAUCUGGGGUGUCUUUCAAGGCCGAAGAAUGUGAUGGUAGCAAUGCCGAGGUGGAGUUCUCAGAGGGCUCAUCUUUAUCAGACUGGUCACCAUCACCAUCACGUGCAUCCCAAGGGUCAUCAUCAGGUUCUGACUCAACGCUGAUACUGGAAUCUACCAAAGCUCAGAAAAGACAGCUGGUUGAAGGACCCCUGGAUAGCAACAUUGCAAGAGAUAAUGUUAGAGUCGCUCUGUAUUCAAAGCCUGGUGGAAAAGAAAUAUUCAAAGAGUACGAGAAAACAAGCGUCAUCAGUGAUGUUACAAGGAGGAAGAUGGUAAACAUUCUUGUGGCAGAUAUGGUAGAGAGCCAUGGGAGGGUCCCUCCGGUGAAUGUGCGGAUCCUCUAUGCACUUGGGAUUACAACACUGUUCCCUAAAUUGAAGGACCCGGAUUCUAAGAAUGGCUAUGAACAUUUCUAUGAUCACCAGAGUGGUUCCGGCUACCUAGCGUGGAGGCUGAAAACUGUUCAGCGGAACUCUGCUCAAGACAGCAAGAAAUCCAGGACCACUUUCCAAGAGGGCCCCAAGACUCCACGCAGUAUCCGUUCAGAUGAGAAGCAGUUGACCGGUGAUGAAUGCAGGGAAGCCAUAUCGGUCAUGAUACACUCAAGUGAUACGACCCUUGUCAAAAAUAAGAUGAAGGCAACAUUCCAGCACAGGCAAAAGGUGGUUCACGACCCAGAUACUGCUUCUUCUGUCCUGGAUCUCUUUCCCAGGUUCUUGGAUACACCUGGCUUGAUUGAUCAAGACUUCACAAUGAUCUUUGGUGAGGAGGUGUCUGGUAAAUUCCUCUCGAAGUGGCCAACAUUUUUCAAACCAAGAGUCAUCGCAGAUUGCUGCAAGAAUCUAACCCCAAGUCCGCAUGUGGAUGAGCUACUUCUGUCUGCACAACAGGAGUCUGAUGAUGGUGUGUGACAUUCUGAAGAGUGGGACUCUGAGAUGGCCGCCAUCCUUCUGCUGCUUCACCUCUUGCCUCCAACAGUUAAAGGCAAGAAGACCGGCAAGAUGAGCGCAUCG
Neoarius graeffei (lesser salmon catfish) is the source of this 1224-nucleotide messenger RNA. RefSeq lists its product as uncharacterized. Lineage: Eukaryota; Metazoa; Chordata; Actinopteri; Siluriformes; Ariidae. The transcript has 8 exons. Bases 1 to 1122 code for a protein of 373 amino acids. The record is from RefSeq and is a predicted model, not a curated record.